Callorhinchus milii (elephant shark) is the source of this 1062-nucleotide messenger RNA. RefSeq names its product Tu translation elongation factor, mitochondrial. The record is from RefSeq and is a predicted model, not a curated record. Lineage: Eukaryota; Metazoa; Chordata; Chondrichthyes; Chimaeriformes; Callorhinchidae. Gene Ontology annotation, biological process: mitochondrial translational elongation. Gene Ontology annotation, molecular function: GTPase activity; GTP binding; translation elongation factor activity. Gene Ontology annotation, cellular component: mitochondrion.
AUGCAUGGAGUUUGCCUUUUGCCACAAGGGAUAAAACCUCACCUCGACAUCUGUUACCAUCGCUACAUGGAUCAGAACAAGACCACACUGACUGCAGCAAUCACGAAGGUACUAGCUGAAGUAGGUGAGUAUGAAGACAUUGACAACGCUCCAGAGGAGAAAGCCCGAGGCAUCACCAUCAACUCUUCCCACGUGGAGUACACAACUCCUUAAGCUCACACUGACUGUCCUAGUUACGCCCACUACGUUAAUAAUAUGAUGUUGUGGACGGCGCAGUUGGGUGGAUGUAUCCUGGUUGUCACGACCACAGACAGACAGAUGCCUCAGUCGAGAAAACACCUGCUCCUCCCCAAACAGAUCAGCAUCCAGCAUAUUAUGGUGAAUAUAAACAAGGCUGAUGCGGGGGAGGGUAAGGAGAUACUGGAACUGGUGGAGCUGGAGACUCAGGAGCUGCUGACAGAGUUUGGUUACGAUAGGGAGAAUGUACCUGUAAUCAUCAACUCAGCACUGUGCGCUCUGGAGAACCGAAGUCUGAACAUCGGGACGGUUUCUGUCCUGAAGCUGUUGGAUGGGGUGGAUAAUUACAUCCGACUCCCCAGCCGUGAUCUGGAUUAUUCCUUCCUGCUUCCCAUUGAGCAGAUCUAGUCUAUCCCAGGCCGGGUCACUGUAGUGACCGGGACCCUGGAACGUGGUGUGAUAAAGAAAGGUGACGGGUGUGAAUUCAUUAGACACAACAAGAACAUUCAUUCAGUGGUCACUGGUAUAGAGAUGUUCCAGCAGAACCUGGAGUGAGCGGAGGCCGGGGAUAACCUGGGGCUGGUUUGGGGGUUGAAGCGAGAGGAUGUUCGCUGAGGGAUGGUCCUGUGUAAACCCGUGUCCAUCAAACCUCACCAGAAGGGCAGCCAGGUGUACGUGUUGAGUAAGAAGGAGGGUGGACGACACAAACCCUUUAUGUCUGAUUUCAUGCCUUUGAUGAUCUCUAUCUCGUGGGACAUAGCUGUGUGCAAAAUGGGAUGCUGCACUCGCAAACAAAUACUGAGUCACUCCACUAAAUUCUCCUAA